Microthlaspi erraticum is the source of this 1512-nucleotide messenger RNA. NCBI's taxonomy places the organism in Eukaryota, Viridiplantae, Streptophyta, Magnoliopsida, Brassicales, Brassicaceae. The record is from the annotation of a GenBank genome assembly.
AUGGGGAGAUUAAUCAGUGAGGAAAGUGGGAUUGGAGCAACACGAGACCUGGGGAAAUAUCUCGGCAUGCCGGUUCUUCAGAGACGCAUAAACAAAGAUACUUUCGGGGAGGUAUUGGAAAAAGUAACAUCACGACUCGCUGGGUGGAAGAGUCAAAUGCUUAGCCUUGCCGGCCGUAUUACACUCAGGAGAUCGAUGUUAUCGUCUAUACCAGUCCACACCAUGAGUACUAUUGUGCUACCUCAUUCGACUGUGGCUCGUUUGGAAAGAAACGCUAGAUCCUUCCUGUGGGGAGAUACAGUGGAACAUAGGAAGCAACAUUUGGUGGCAUGGGAGAAAGUCUGUACCCCAAAGAGCAAAGGAGGUCUUGGGAUAAGGAGAAUACAGGAAAUGAACACAGCUCUUCUUGCAAAGUUGGGAUGGCGGCUAAUCCACGAUGAAACCUCGCUUUGGGCCCGAGUAUUGCGCAGCAAAUAUAAGGUGGUAGAUGUUCGAGAUGAAGCCUGGUUCACGAGAAAAGGUAACUUCUCAUCAACAUGGCGUAGUAUAUUAAAAGGAAUGCGUGAGGUUGUGAUCCCGGGAAUCAGUUGGGUGAUCGGUGAUGGCACAAGUGUCCGUUUUUGGAAAGAUAGGUGGCUCUCACAGACACCGAUGAUAGAGGAAGUGAUAACAACGCCAACUGCAGAACUCAUGCUUGACGAGUUUACCGGCGCGAGAGAUAGACCAUCGUGGGGUCAAAACGAGAACGGAGAAUUCACAGUGAAAUCGGCUUAUAGCAUCCUCACUCGGGAUAUGAGACCGAAACCGAAUAUGCAGACCUUAUUCACAGGAAUCUGGAGAGCGGUGGUGCCAGAACGGACGCGGGUUUUUCUUUGGCUGGUGGCAAACCAUUCCAUCAUGACAAAUCUGGAGAGAAGGAGAAGACACAUCACUGACACGAGCCUCUAUCAAGUGUGUAAAGGAGGAGAGGAGUCCACUAUGCAUAUCCUUCGGGACUGCCCGGCAAUGGCAGGUAUAUGGACUAGAAUUGUGCCCGUUAGCAAACAAAGAGAGUUCUUUACUGCUCCGAUCCUCAACUGGCUACAUGACAACAUUGGGAAUAAUACUGAUAUGGGAGGGCACACUUGGUCAACUCUGUUUGCGAUAUCCACAUGGUGGGGAUGGAAGUGGCGGUGCUGGAACGUGUUCGGAAAUAGUGGCAAGUGCAAGGACCGCGUGAAGUUUUUGAAGAAUCUCGCCACGGAGGUGUUCUCGGCACAUGUGAAGCUCCGACAACAAACGAGUACAUGCGUCCGAGAGGAGAGACAUAUAGCGUGGACUAAACCAGAGAAUGGAUGGUGGAAAAUGAACACAGAUGGAGCCUCACGGGGAAACCCAGGGCUAGCGGCUGCAGGAGGCAUCCUGAGAGACGAUCGUGGAGCGUGGGUGUGUGGGUUUGGCCUCAACAUUGGAGUGUGUUCUGCUCCGCUAGCAGAGUUAUGGGGGGUUUACUACGGCCUCUAUACAGCUUAG